AUGUCCGCCCCUGAUUCUUCCGCCCGCUUGCUCCUGGCGUCUCUCAACCACGUUCCGCGGGCUGAAGUCGCGGCGUACGUCGCAGAUAUGUAUAUCGAGAGUGCCGACAAGGUCAGGUUCCUGGUGGGUUGGUACGGAGGGCACGCGCCCUUUCAAAUAUACGUUUCAUCAGCGGCGCUCCGGGCGUCUUCAAACCUCUUUGCAACAGACGGAGCUCGCAGCACCAACGGGCCCGCGACUGUCUCGCCCUACAGCUUCCACUUUCACGAGGUGGAUGGCCAGGCGGCCGUGGUGUUCGGGUUGUGGCUGGGCUUACACACCGCCAACUACAACGAGAGCGUCUACGACUCCUUCGACGGCGUGAUCCGCUUCAAGUUCGAGCGUUCCCCGGGCCUGCUCGCCGACUGCUGGAAAAUAGCGGAAGACUUCGAGUCUCAGCCGUUCAAAAACUACCUCAUCACCACCAUCAUCGACAUGGCCGAUGACGACUUUGAGGUGCUCAUUGGAGAAGCGGAGCGUUUCGCGCGGCGCGGCUACGACGGCACCGGCAUUGUCGGCGCCUUGAUCGAGAACAUGGCCUUCGUGUACGUCGAACACGACCUGAACUUCACCGACAUGCUCCGAGACUGGAUGCGUCGCCACGACCUCAUGAGUUGUGGGCCUAUUCUCCUCAACGACUUUCUUUAUGCGGUCGAAGAACUGGCGGGCCUCGAGUCCCGAGGCUUGCCGUACCAUCCGCUCCAGCGCAUCUGCGUGAAGUGGCACAAGCACCGAAACAUGGAGGAGCGAAUGGGGUGUCACGACUUUGACGCAUACAAUGACAUCAUCCUUGACCAGAGUGACCAUGGGGAUAACGGUGAUGACCAUCACGAUGGCCAUGACGAGAAUGGUGAUGACGAUAGUGAAUCUGGUGGGAGUGAGAGUGGCCCUAACGAGGAGAGAGGCGACGACGACAACGAUGACACCGAUGACAAUGACGACGGUGGCGACAAUGGUGACGGUCAAGAUCAAGAUCAAGAGGAGGAGGCAGGUAACGACGAACCCAACUCCGGUCCCAGCGGUGGCCACCAGAGCAAGAAAGCUCUGAAGAAGCCGAGAUACUACGAAGCAUGGGAGCUGGACGCACAGAAGCUACAUGAAGCUCGUCGUCGCGUUCGAGAAGCCGCUGAAAAAGAGAAGAAACGAAAUGCCGAGGCGGCGGGGCUUGAUGAUGAUAAUGACGGCAAGGGCAAGGGCAAGAAGAAGGAGAAGUAG
Fonsecaea erecta is the source of this 1254-nucleotide messenger RNA. RefSeq lists its product as hypothetical. The record is from RefSeq and is a predicted model, not a curated record. Lineage: Eukaryota; Fungi; Ascomycota; Eurotiomycetes; Chaetothyriales; Herpotrichiellaceae. The transcript has 2 exons. Bases 1 to 1254 code for a protein of 417 amino acids.